Colletotrichum destructivum is the source of this 594-nucleotide messenger RNA. RefSeq lists its product as uncharacterized. Bases 1 to 594 code for a protein of 197 amino acids. The transcript is spliced from 3 exons. Lineage: Eukaryota; Fungi; Ascomycota; Sordariomycetes; Glomerellales; Glomerellaceae. The record is from RefSeq and is a predicted model, not a curated record.
AUGCGUGUCAUUGCCAAAUCUGUUACCGAGGCUGAACUCGACAACUUCUACGGCGACACCAUCACCUGGGUGGUUCCGGAAUGGGAUCUGGAAGUCACUCCCGGUGGCGAAGUCGUCACUCUGAACGGCACCGUCGAGCAAGUCGUCGCGCAACUCCGCGAGCUCAACCCAAACUACGACUCGGAUUUCGACCUGGAUCUUCCCAGCGCUGGAGACGCUGAGCUUCUUGCAUCUCUUGUGUCUGAAGAUGUCGCAUCCGACGGGCUCGAGAAGCGUACCGACUUCAGUGGUCGUAAUUACAUCCGCAGGGGCAGAUGGGGCAACGCAAGUGCCCGAGCUAUCUACAGCGGCAUCAGAUACCUGAGAGACAUCGGCGGCAAGCCGCGCCUUCCGGCCGGACCUAGCGUUUGCAGCCGCGUGAGCUGCUCUUACAACGCUGGCAUCCAGUGGUGCAACGACGCCCGCCAAGCCAAGGAGCUUGCCUCGUUUGGUUCCAUUGCCGACGGCGCCCAGUACAUCGAUGACCAAUGUCACAUAGGUUCCCCGGGUGUAAGCGGCUACGCCAGUGGCCAAGUGUUUCACGAAACCGACUGA